Messenger RNA from Condylura cristata (star-nosed mole), 1956 nucleotides. RefSeq names its product WD repeat containing, antisense to TP73 (gene WRAP73). The coding region runs from base 1 to 1866 and encodes 621 amino acids. Gene Ontology annotation, cellular component: MWP complex; mitotic spindle; microtubule organizing center. The transcript has 16 exons. Lineage: Eukaryota; Metazoa; Chordata; Mammalia; Eulipotyphla; Talpidae. Gene Ontology annotation, biological process: microtubule anchoring at mitotic spindle pole body; mitotic sister chromatid segregation; protein localization to mitotic spindle pole body. The record is from RefSeq and is a predicted model, not a curated record. Gene Ontology annotation, molecular function: protein binding.
AUGGCGGGCCAGCCUCCACCGAGGACGCUGGAGGAACAGCCCUGCCCCAAAGGCCUUGUCCGAUCUGCUGACCCCGGUGGCCUGUGGCGCUCGGGCCAGCUGCGCCCGCCUGGGCCACAGCGCUGCCCACAGCAGGCUGCUGACCGCCAGAGCCUGCAGCUGGCCGGGCCCGCAGCUCAGCUGCUGCCCGGUCAGUCCGCCUGGGCCCUAGACAGGCUCCGACUCGGACCCGGAGCGCUGUCCGCCGGGGAGCGAGGCGGGAAGGAGGCGCUCACACGAACGCUCGGGGGCCCGCUUAACCAGCUUGGCGAGUGCCUCAUCACCAACGUCGCCCUGGGGGCCUUCCUGACCACCGGUCGGGGGGACCCAGGGCCCUCCCGGGUGCAGAGUUGGGGCGGCGGCUCCGUGUCUGAAGGGCAGGAGGAGCUGGAGGGCGCGGGCUGGCCGGAGAGUGGGGCCUCAGUGCCUCCCUCCCACGGCCAGGCUUCCUGCGUCCAGUACCGGCUGGUGGUCCGGGAUGCGCAGACCCUGCAGAUUGUCCAGCUGUACACAUGCCUGGACCAAGUGCAGCACGUCGAGUGGUCGGCCGACUCCCUCUUCAUCCUGUGCGCCAUGUACCGCCGGGGGCUGGUGCAGGUGUGGUCCCUGGAGCAGCCCGAGUGGCACUGCAGGAUCGACGAGGGCUCGGCGGGGCUGGUGUCCUCCUGCUGGAGCCCCGACGGCCGGCACAUCCUCAACACCACGGACUUCCACGGGUCAUCUGAGCUGUCCAGGGCCAGCCUGAGGCUCUGCACGGGCCCGUCAUCCCCUUGUCCAGCCUUGCCAGGCGCCUGGGGUGUGACCUCUGCUCCUCUCGCGCCCUCCCUGGACACCUGUGUGGACUCAGCUGCAGCGAGCCGACGACUGGCCUUCACGCGGGAUGGCCGCUACCUGGCCCUGGCCGAGCGGCGGGACUGCCGGGACUAUGUGAGCGUCCUCGUGUGCAGCGGCUGGCAGCUGCUGAGGCACUUCGACACGGACACCCAGGACCUGGCCGGGAUCGAGUGGGCCCCCAACGGCUGCGUGCUGGCGGCGUGGGACAGCUGUCUGGAGUACAAGAUCCUGCUGUACUCCCUGGACGGCCGGCUGCUGUCCACGUACUCAGCUUACGAGUGGUCGCUGGGGAUCAAGGCCGUGGCCUGGAGCCCCAGCAGUCAGUUCCUGGCAGUGGGGAGCUAUGACGGGAAGGUGCGCAUCCUUAACCACGUGACCUGGAAGGUGCUCGCGGAGCUUGGGCAUCCCGCCACCGUCACGGACCCCAAAGUCGUGGUGUACCAGGAAGCCGAGAAGAGCCCGAGGCCGCCGCUGGGCCGCCACCCUUUCCCCCCGCCCCCGGGCCGCCGCUCCGCCGCCACCGAGAGCAAAUUCGAGGUCGCCUCGGUACCAGUGUCCCUACAGGCCCUGAAACCCGUGACUGACAGGGCGAACCCCAAAAUUGGCAUCGGCGCACUGGCCUUUAGUCCCGACAACUACUUUCUGGCAACGAGGAACGACAACGUGCCCAACGCCGUCUGGAUCUGGGACGUGCGGAAGCUGAGGCUGGCCGUGGUGCUGGAGCAGCAGGCCCCCGUGCGCGCCUUCCAGUGGGACCCGCGGCGGCCCCGGCUGGCCGUCUGCACGGGAGGCAGCAAGGUGUACCUGUGGUCGCCCGCCGGCUGCCUGUCUGUGCAGGUGCCCGGGGAAGGCGACUUCCAGGUGCUGUCUCUGGGCUGGCACUGCCGCGGGGACGCGCUGGCCCUCCUCAGCAGAGACCACUUCUGCCUGUGCUUCCUGGAGGGCCAGGAGGGUGUCGGCGCAGCCAUGGGACAGCAGGGGGGCCACGCCUAGGGAGCCCCCCCCCGCCUCCUCUGUGUGCAGACCCCGCUGUAAAUAUGUACUGUACUUUCUUAUUUAAAAUAGAUGUUAACUUAGGGACCA